Molecule: messenger RNA, 855 nt
Organism: Pundamilia nyererei
Lineage: Eukaryota; Metazoa; Chordata; Actinopteri; Cichliformes; Cichlidae
Product: alanine aminotransferase 1
Exons: 5
Coding region: 111-593 (160 amino acids)
Molecular function (GO): transaminase activity
Source: RefSeq, a predicted model, not a curated record
GCAAAGGGAGUCUGUAAUCCUGUGGCUCUGUACGUCAUCAACCCCGGAAAUCCAGCAGGUGUGGUCUCCGUGCUGGAUAUGUCGAGCUGGUAAAUCUGGAUCCUGCUGUCAUGAAAUACAUCAACACACUGUUCUCCAAAGAUGCUUGUUCACCAGUUUUAGGUCAGAUUGCCCUGGAUCUGAUGACGGACCCUCCAAAGCCAGGAGACCCCUCGUACCUGCUCUAUAAACAGGAAAUUGAGCAGAUCAGGACUGUGCUGGUUCAUAGCGUGAAGAAAGUCCACGAGGUUGUCAACAGCCUACCGGGAUUCAGCUGCCCACCCAUUGAAGGAGGAUUGUUUGCGUUCCCCAGACUGCACCUCACACCAAAAGCUAUUCAGAAAGCCAAGGAAUUAGGACUGCAGCCAGACACAUUCUACUGUACGAGACUGCUAGAAGAAGGUGGAGUGUUUACCGGUCCUGGUUGGGAGUACGGACAAAAGGAGGGCACCUACCACAUCAGAUUUUGCAUCGCGGUCCCUCAGGACGUCAUGGAGGAAUUACUGAGACGCCUGAGCAGCUUCCACAUGACAUUUAUGAAGGAUUUUUCUUAAAGACAAAGUUCCCAUUGGAGUUUUUUUUCUGUAAUCCCAUAACUCUAUAUAGAAAAUCAAACCAAUUUUUGAAACAGCGAUGUUGAUUUUAAUAAAUAUGACAUUUAUUGCAUACAAUCUUUGAUCAGCCAUCUUUUGUCACUACCCAUUAGAGUAAGAUACAGCUUCAGCUUUUCAGAAAGCAACUAACCGACUAUUACAAGUUCCAAAUUCAAAGGAGGCCUUACAUCAGCAAUCAUUAAAAAUUAAAUUAAAAAAAAAA